AUGGUGAUGGCUUCCGACCAGGCGCGGCUUCUUCUGCUGCUGGCCGUGCUGUUAACCGAUGCCGGCCAAGCCGCAGACCCCGUGGGCACGGGCGGUCCUUCGAUGGUGCACGUCGGCGAGGACGCGCUGCUGACCUGCGUCGUGAUGACGCCCUUCAACAACGACACCGUCCUGUGGCGCAAGGGACCGCACGAGAUCCUGUCGGCCGGCAUGAACCGGGUCACCGGUGACAAGCGGGUCAGCGUGCUGCACGACGACUCACCCAAGGGCAGAACUCCACUCGGCGGAGACGUGUGGGUUCUACUCAUUAAAGAGGCCCGCUUAAACGAUUCGGAUGUGUACGUGUGCGAGGUGAACAGUGACCCGAUUGUGAGGAGUUUCCAUCCUCUGACAGUUCGUCAACCUAAGAAGAAACCAACUUCCGGUUCGAACGCGACGGAACCGGGAGCGACUGCUACGAGUCAAUCGACGUCACCGGAAACGGCCACCUCGGAGGAAGACGACUCAUCGGACGUUUACAUCGACUCCGAGGAGGAAGUAAGCCCUGACGGUGUACCACUUGUGACGCAUGAUUUCACCGACUGUUGCCAUGCCAACAACGUGUCCGAAGGUUGUAUGGGUUUUUGCGUGCUGCACAACAUCCUCGACGGAUCGGCCGGUGCUGAGCCGGAGCAGUGUGAGCGAGAUUUCCCGAACAUUGUGCGAUGUAUGGCGGACGGACGCAACCACGUGCCGUGUUGUGUUGAGAAAGGCAUCCCGGAUCUCUGCCAGGAUAUGUGUCGCGGCGAGUACACACCGUUUACGGAUUUGCUUAAAUCGCGCGUGUCUUGUGUGCAGCACACUCUGCCCGGGUUGCAGUGCAUUCUGGACAACAUCCAGCGGCUACCGUCGGAACCACAAUCGGUGUCCGUCGAGCCACUGACCGAGCGUUCGCUGCAGGUGAGCUGGCAGGCUCCGGAAAAGCUGGGUGCAACCGUUAAGUACUACCAGGUGAACGCUACCAGACUGCACGCGUUUGAUCAGGACUUUUUGGCGAAUGCGACCGACGCGAAGGAUGGCCUGGUGACGGUGAGGGUGCCCGCGAACCAAACGAUGGCUGUCCUGUCCAACUUGAGCCCGUUCACGAUGUACACCGUCACUGUGAGUGCACAGAACGAUCAUGGCACUAGUCUGCCAAGUAUGCGCAUUCGUGCUCUCACGCUCGAGGGUGGUGUCGUCAGCAAACAGACCAGUGUCGCUGUGGUUCCAGUGCUUCCAGAUGUCCGCGGUUGCUGCAUGAAGAAAGGCAUCACGCACCGCACCUGCCUAGAGAAGAUGUGCGAUCCCGUGAAAGCCGACUUCACCGAAGUACCCGAUCUGAUGGUAUGCGCCCCAUGGGCCAACAUCACAUUCGCCUGCCUAGCGAACAACAUCGAUCACACACCGUGUUGCAAGAGCCGUGGCAUUCCCGAAGGAUGCCUGUCAUUCUGCUCCGGCACCGUGAAAGCGAUCAACUUCAACUACUUCAAAUGCCUGCAGUACAUGUCCGAGUACAGCAGCUGUUUGCUGCAGGGCUACGGUGUCCUUUCGGGUCCACCAUCGAAGCUAAAGGCGCCGCUGAUCGCGAGCCACUUUGUGGUGCUUGAGUGGAAACCUCCGAAGAUCCUGCCGGAUACGGUGACCGCGUACCAUCUGCACUACCGCAAACUGGGCAGUGGCGAAGAGUACAGCGUGCUCGAGAAGGAUCAAGCCCCUGUGAUCGUGGAGGAUCUUGAAGCAGCUACCUACUAUGAAGCGUUCGUUGUUGCGGUCAACGCUCACGGCAAGGGUGGACCAUCACCUCGCUUAGUGUUCCAAACGAAACGCGACUCACUGAUGGAACCAACGCACACGCAGUACAACAUAUCAGCUUGCUGUCAUGCGUCAGGACUGCUGCCACAGUGUGCACCGCUCUGUAGCUACGACGCGAAGAUGUCCGACAUCCAGAAGUUGGGUAAUACCUGCCGUGGACAGAUCGGAACCAUCGUCCGGUGUAGUGCUGGUGGGCGUGAUCAUACGUCGUGUUGUGCACGUCGUGCGGUACCACCGAAAUGUCAGUCACUUUGUCGUGGCGUUAUCACAAGCUCACCGGCCGAAUGUCUCCCAUUCGCGGGUAACAUCAUCCAGUGCUUCGAGGAAGGCAUCGGGCACAUUCCGGCACCGAUCGAGGAUCUGCACGUCACCUCAGUCACGAACACGUCGAUCUCGCUCGCUUGGGUUCCGUCGGAGAUGGAUGCGAACAACACGGAAAACCGGCCCAUCGAUUAUCUGGUGCAGUACGGCAAGGUGAACAACAUGACGAUGUACGAGACCGUGAUCAAGCUGGAGCAUGAGCUCAACACCACGGAAACGGACGUUGAGCUGAAGGAGCUUGAACCGAAGGCGUUGUACCGUAUCACGGUGGUCGCUCGUGGUGAUCACGGUACCUCGCUACCGUCUUCGAUGUUACUGAUCAACACCUCCCGGACGGAUUCAGCUAGCACGGUGUACGGUGCACCAUCUCCACCACAUUCGCUGUCGGUUUCUGCACACAGUGCCACCUGGAUCACGGUAUCCUGGCAGCCGCCCGAGUUCUCGCAUCCACACGAGAGCAUCACGUACCGUGUGAUCCACAAGGUGGCCAACAACUACACCGUGAUCGACACGCGGUUGCUGUGGGUGCGUGUUAACAAUCUGCUCCCAAACACGCAGCACAUCGUGUACGUGGUGGCGAUCGGCUCGAAGGGAACUAGUCUGCCAUCGGAGACGCUUGUCGCGUGGACUGAUCCUGCUUUGCCGGCUUACGUUGAUCCCCCGACGGUACACCCAUCAGACAUCAUCUCUGAGGGUGGUUCGAUGACCAUUCUCUGCCUGGCGAUGGGUAAUCCUGCUCCAACCAUCUCGCUGUAUGUCGGAGGACACCUGGUGCGGCAGGACACCUCGCGACACAUGAUCACCGUGAUUCACAACGUCACCACCGAUAUGGAGCACAUCUCUUGCUACGCGGACAAUGGCUACGGCAUUCCGAUGCAGGCUGCCAAGAAGGUCAACAUCAGCUUUGCGCCACGUAUUCAAGCAUCGGGCAUUACGGUGGCAUCCGUGGGUGAGUCCGUUGACUUGCGGUGUACUAUCCGUGCGCGACCGAUUCCGAAGACCAUGUUCUGGCGAGAUCAUGACGGACGCGUACCAGUCAUCCAGGGUGGCAACUACGAUAUGUCCAUGAAGAACGACGUUGAUGACAACUCCCUGUACGUGAUGACACUGUCAAUCGCUAAGCUGAGCUCACAAGACGUUGGGGACUACUUCUGCCACGCCGAGAACGCCCUGGGUUCGUCGACACGUGCGGUGUCAGUUCGCAUCCGCAAUACGGCCGCAUCGUCCAACAUAUCCGAAUGCUGCAUGGCUCAGAACGUGUCGUCCGCGUGCAUGAGCGCCUGUUCGUUCUACAUCGACAUCGAGAGUGUGAUCGAUCGGCCAGAAUGUAUCGUCGACUUCGACAAGCUAAUGCGUUGUGCUGCCGAUGGUUCCGAUCAUCGUGGUUGUUGUGCCUCGAAGGAAGUACCGAGACGCUGUUUGAACUGGUGCCGUGGUGAACCGAUCACUCCGCCUGGUAUCUGCGCGUUACAGCACACGCGCACGAUCGUCGGUUGUUUCCAGGAAAAUCGCGAUCGUCUCCCAGGACCACCCCAGAACCUGAAGGUGCAAGUACUAAGCGAUGAGGAAGUUCUGAUUCGCUGGGAUCCACCGGCCAAGAACCCAACGACCGUCGAGGGAUACCGAGUGUUCUGGCAUGAUCUGGAACCCGUCACCGACAACCUAUCGAACGUGAUCAACGGACUAGCGACGAGCCGGUUGGACGCGAAAGAGACGAGCAUUAAACUGGAGGGUCUCAAACCGAACGUCAUGUACGAGUUGGUGAUCAAAGCCGGCAAUCAUUUGGGUGCGUCGGUGCUUUCGGAUCCGCUACGGUUCACUCUGGGCGAUCAGCACAUCACGAGUGCGUCUCACGGUACCAAUGCCGGUGUGGUUAGUGGCAUCAUUGCUGGGUUGCUUGCGAUUAUGCUCGCGAUCGCGGCGAUCUUCGUCGUGAAGCAGCGAAGAUUUGGCCAGAAACAAGCGAACGGUGGUGUGGCGUUUGAGAACCCGAGCUAUCUGCGCGAGAUGAACGUUGAGCAUGUGCAGAUUCCGGCCGUUUCCGGGCAAGGCGUCGGUAAUGGAGCCGACUGGCGGCAGGAAUCACUUCACACCGCGAACGGAACGGCCACGACCGGGCUGAACCACGAUAAUGCCGUCGUCCCGAUGGCCACCGAGGUCAACCCGUCACUGUACGAAGAGCUCAAGCUUGGCCACGAUCGAGCCGGCUUCAAACGACUGGUCUCCUAGGAAACGAUGAUGGCCGGUCCGGAUCAACCAGCGACCGGAGGCAACACGGUACUUGUACAUACCAGCGGACAGUUUUAGAUGUGAUCAUCGGCCUUCAGUGGGUUGUGGGUUCGAUUCGUAGAGGAAAUGAAGCCGAUUUGUAUUUUGUACUCACGCGUCUGUGGCACGAUGUGGGACGAACCGAUCGUAUCGUAGUUUUGACGCCCUCUUCGCAUGAUGCCUCCAGUGUGAUAGAAAAUAUGUCUUAGAAAUGAAGCCACCAUCUCGUUCAAAGCCCGUAACCAUUUGAUGGCAGAAAAAAAGGGACAGUGCAGUUGCGGGUGUGUUUUUGAUCGUCGAAGUCGAGAGCUUUGGAAAGGCACGGCAUCUGCUCCAUCCAAUUGCUGCAACCAAGAAAACAAGUACCGCUCUAGUCAAAUAAGCAAACAAGAAAACCCAACAACUGGCAUAGCUCGGGCAUUACUUAUUUCCCCUUUCAAGCACGAACGCGGGGGCGUCGUUUCGUGGCUAGUUACCACUCCGUUACAUUUGCGUUUCACGAAACGAAACGUUAGCCCUUUGGGCAGAAGAUCUGUCGAUUAGGAUCUGUCGAAACACACACACACACACAUUUAAUCGCAGCUCACGAGCAAGCCAGAACGCUUAACGAAGCACGAUUAUUAGCGUGACAUCUGCAGGCUUGUGGUUUGCGAGUUCUUGCAGUAGUUUAGUGCACAUCCUCUGCGCACAAGCGGAAGGAUUCCCAGCAAAACGCCCCUUCAACAGUGCACGCUCGAACGUUGGUUGGAUUAAGGAUACGAUAUUUAGCAAGGAAGGAAGAGUGAGUUUAGAGUUUUUAGAGCAGUUUGAUGACAUACCAGCCCGUCUCGGCAGGUGAGGCAGACUUGCAACCAGACAGCGCGCCACCGUACGUUGAAUGUUGGUUUUUCAACCGAGCGCGGGAACUUAUUUACCAGUGCACUGUAGUUGCGAGCGGGAGCCCAAAACGAUGGCGCACGAAGAAAAUGCGUACAGUUAUUAACACAUACACAGAAGAGACAAAAAAAAACAUACACGCGAGGGAAAAUUGUUUAAGCCAUUUAGCGGAGCCAGUGUGCGCGUGAGCGUAAUGGCGCGAAAAAGUUUCAUUCGAUCGGCGCAAAAGUGAACGACGAUAAGGGGCAGGCUAGGGCGAAGAGUGU
This is a messenger RNA of Anopheles nili, 5561 nucleotides long. Its product is annotated as Ig-like and fibronectin type-III domain-containing protein 1. The transcript is spliced from 11 exons. NCBI's taxonomy places the organism in Eukaryota, Metazoa, Arthropoda, Insecta, Diptera, Culicidae. Gene Ontology annotation, molecular function: protein binding. The record is from RefSeq and is a predicted model, not a curated record. The coding region runs from base 1 to 4380 and encodes 1459 amino acids.